UUUAAGUGCGAACCUUUCGGUAAUGACACUAUAUCCGGUUACUUGCAAAAUCGAUUUGAAAACCGAAGAAGCACAACUUUCCAUGUAGAUAACACCAUUAGAUUGAAUCAAUAUGAUAAUAACACUGAAAACUUUGCAACAACAAACGUUUAAGGUUGAAAUUGGGGAAGAUGAGUUGGUAAAGAAAUUAAAAGAAAAAGUAGAGGCAGAGAAAGGAAAAGAAACGUUUCCUGCUGGUGGACAGAAAUUGAUUUAUGCUGGUAAAAUCCUUGAUGAUGAAAAGAAAAUAGCAGAAUACAAAAUAGAGGAGAAAAACUUUGUGGUUGUUAUGGUAACCAAGCCAAAAGCAGCACCAGCUAAACCAGCAGAAACGCCAGCUGCCCCACCCCCUGUUGAAGCAGGUUUAGCUGUUGUGACACCAACACCUACUCCAGCAACACAACCAGAGACGAAACCGGAAGAAAAGAAAGAAGAAACCCCUCCAAGUACUACCACAGAGUCUUCACCUGCUCCUCCAGCAACAACAACAACCACUACAGCUACUACAGCAGCAGGUUUAGCUGAAGCUGUUUCAUUGGCAUCUGCAGAAAGUGCUCUAGUUACAGGACAGCAAUAUGAAAAUAUGGUUACAGAAUUAAUGAGUAUGGGCUUUGAAAGAGAACAAGUACUUAGAGCACUGAGAGCUAGUUUCAACAAUCCAGACAGAGCUGUAGAAUAUUUGUUAGGGGGCAUUCCUGAUGUACAAGAACCUGCACAACCAGUAGCACCUUUAUCACAACAACCUACUUCUGCUACAGGAGCACUGCCUGCCACAACUGGAGCACCAUCAGCGUCCCUAGGAGCACCACCUCCAGCUGCUGCAGGGGCUCCUCCUACUUUAACAGGAGGACAAGCAAGCACUGGGGAAGAUCCUUUAGCAUUUUUAAGAACACAGCCACAGUUUCAAAGAAUGAGACAAUUAAUACAACAGAAUCCCCAGAUCUUACCAGCUUUACUUCAACAAAUUGGUCAGUCAAAUCCACCAUUAUUACAGUUAAUUAGUCAAAAUCAAGAGCGAUUUAUUCAAAUGUUAAAUGCACCUGUAGAUGAAGAAGGUGGUUCAGAAACCACAGCACAGGGAGCAGGAGGAUUGGGUCCUUCUCCACCUGGUGGUGAAUAUAUACAAGUUACACCCCAAGAAAAAGAAGCAAUUGACAGAUUAAAAGCUUUAGGAUUCUCAGAAGCAAUGUGUAUUCAAGCUUAUUUUGCAUGUGAAAAAAAUGAAGAAAUGGCAGCAAACUUUUUGUUGUCGCAAGGUUUUGAUGACGAUGAGGGACAGAGCUGAUAGACUAAAUAAAUAAACCAAUUUGUGACAUUAUAUAAACAUUUUCGUUAAGCGUUGAAUAUUACAGAAUUUUUUUAUUAUAGACAAAAUUUAAUAGGAAGACAUCUAUAAUACAUCAUUUUCCAUAUCCACAUGCUGUUUAUGCUUAAUAACUGUUAAGAUUAAUUACAUGCAAGCUAGAAGGAUACACACAAGUUGUAAUGAUACCAGAUAUUUGUUACUCUGCAAUGUAAUUAAAAACAUGGACCGUUGAAGUCCAUAAAUUAAGAUUGAAACAACUUAAAUACUUGUCUUCUUUGCAUGUAUCUAAUUUUUUUUGCCUACAGACUUUCUGUGCUUUUCUGGCUAUUUGAUUUAGUAUCAGAUUUAAGCAACAGACGAAAAAAAAAAAUUUAUCCCAAUUUUUUGUUUUCCAAACUCCCAAUUGCAUCAUAAUUGUAAUUGUUAACUUGAGUUACUGUGCUUAUUGUCUGUUGUCAGUCAUUUGAAAACUUUCACAUUUUCCUUAACUCUGCUGAUACUACAAUUGUUGAUUCUGGUUGGUUAGUUUUCAAAUUUCUGCUCCUUGAAACUAAAAGGCCAAAUCUUUUGAAAUUAAAGAAGUCUUUACACACCUGUCCAGGCAACAACAUGGCCGACAAAGGAAAUUCUUGAUUAUGAUUGGUCAAUUUUCAAAUUUCUUCUUGAUGCCAAACUUAAGAAGAUUCAAUAGGUAUUACGGGUGUUAACGAAUGGUCAUUUUUGACAUGUGGCAUAGUUCUAGGUGAUCCAUACUGGUCCAUUUUAACCUCGAGUUUCAUUAGUUCAUUUAUCUUAAGCACUAAAAUAGUCUUCUACUGUCAGGUCUGAACAGCAAGUUUUGCAUAAGGAUUCAGUCAUUGUUAGUAAGAAAGAAUAAAUCUUGUGAAAAUGAAAUUCAUGCUAUUAAUAUUGAUAUUGAUUAAACAGUCAAAGCAACUGACCACAGCGAUAACUUUAAAACAAAUAUGAACUUAAUCAGUAAUAAAAUAUUAUAUGACCAUUUA
Molecule: messenger RNA, 2349 nt
Organism: Mytilus californianus (California mussel)
Lineage: Eukaryota; Metazoa; Mollusca; Bivalvia; Mytilida; Mytilidae
Product: UV excision repair protein RAD23 homolog B-like
Exons: 9
Coding region: 113-1324 (403 amino acids)
Biological process (GO): nucleotide-excision repair; proteasome-mediated ubiquitin-dependent protein catabolic process
Cellular component (GO): cytosol; nucleoplasm
Molecular function (GO): ubiquitin binding; proteasome binding; polyubiquitin modification-dependent protein binding
Source: RefSeq, a predicted model, not a curated record